Molecule: messenger RNA, 2331 nt
Organism: Fusarium oxysporum Fo47
Lineage: Eukaryota; Fungi; Ascomycota; Sordariomycetes; Hypocreales; Nectriaceae
Product: Hint domain-containing protein
Exons: 1
Coding region: 1-2331 (776 amino acids)
Biological process (GO): intein-mediated protein splicing
Source: RefSeq, a predicted model, not a curated record
AUGUCUUUCCAAGAUUUUCGCGGCUUUGAUCAAAUCGAGCAGCAGCUGAAGGACGAAAGGCUGAUUGCUGUCCCGCGACCUGCACCAACCACCAUAAACUUCAACAACGGUUCCGGAACCGAAUAUAAUAAUACACUGAUUAAAACUGAGCCACUCACGCCUCAGGAGAAAAUCUACAAUAUAUUCAAAACGACCCAGCACGGUGCCAUCGCAUAUAAUACCCAUCCUGCCGUCCAAUUAGUUGUUGAGUGGAUGAAGCGGAACCUCACGGAGCCUCGAUGGCUAGAUGCCAACCUCAACACCGUCAUAUUCAGCAACAUGGCCAAUACACCUACCGCGUUCACCGUGGGUGGCAUUGACCAAGACCGGCUAAAAGGUGGUGGAGUAGCCCUCCUCAUCAAAUCAAUCUACAAUAGCUGUCGACAGUACGAUGAUAACAUUCAACUUGAAAGGUGCAAUAACACCAUUGCGGACCUAAAUGCCUACAUCUGGAAUAACAAAGUUAGCUUCUUGAUCACCUGGUACCGACACAACUACGGAAUGUGGCCCGCCGACAACACACUUUAUGUGAACGCGUACAAGGCCGCGCUCUGUUCGAAAGCAUACAAAUCGCUGAAACAAAUGCAAGCCGGUACCGGUACCUGGUUGGAUGCAAAUCUCGAAAUGUUUCACCAUUUUGUCAAGCUAGCUGCCUGUGGAGCGACUGAUGACCAGAUCAAUGCUGUAUAUCAUGAGCUGACCACGUCAAUUCCGGUUUUAGAUGGAAGCACGUUUGGAGAGAUUUAUACUAAUCACUGGAGGACCUAUGAAGGCUGGGUGAGUGAGGGUUAUCUUGAUUUUGGGGAUAUAGGCGCUACGAAUCUGGACAAAUGGCACACGUACCCAAACAUAUCCAGAAGGCAACCUGAGCAUUCAUAUCUCGCAGAGAACGUCAUACUGCACUACAGUUAUUGGAAAUCUGUACCUUCAUCCUCUUGCUUCUCUGCCUCAACUCAAGUGCUAAUGGCGUCGGGAGAAACCAAGGCCAUUAGCGACAUCAAACCUGGCGAUCGUAUUCUUUCUCGCCGGUUGGGGGCUGGGAGAGCGGGAAGAGACCGUACCGUGGCAUUUGUAAGCAAACCGGAGCGUGCCGGAAGACCACUUUAUGAACUUCAAUCUUUCCCAGGUAUCCAAUUUACUGAAACUCAUCCCCUGCUUGCGGCUACCACCAGCGAAAGGACUUUUGAUUCAUUGCCAAAGCUACUAUUUGUCAGCCCAAAUUUAGCAGCCUCCUUAAACCCAACCUGGCAGUCAUUUGAGACUACUGCUAUCGACUCCAGGGUAUUGAUCGCGCACGAUGCGUCGAAAGGCCAAGAUCAAGAACUUCUUUAUGAUCUCAUAUUCGAGCCAUUAGGACCAGAAGCCGAGUCGGAUUCGUUUGGAACGGCUCCUAUCUAUACUUUAAAGGCUUCAAAUGGACAGCGACUGGAUGUUCUCUCCGAGGCACCCUUGAUCGAAUGGUUCACUCUUGAAAUGAUAUUCGUGGGUAAUGUCGUUAAGGCAGUUCUUGGAAGUGACUCGAGUGUUGAAAAGUUGAUUGGCGAUAUCAACCAAAAUAGAGGCUCUUUGCAAAAUCUUCUGCGACGACUCUCCGGCACUGAUAUUUCGCGCAAUUCCGUCAAUGCAAUCACAGAUGUGACUCUUCAGUCACUGCUGCUUCUCAACGGCGACGAGAAUAAUAGCCAAGAUAUAUCAGACUUUAUCGAGAGGCUUAUUAUGCGCCUCGGAAGAACAAUCGGAAACCAAAUCUCUAUGGGGUGGCUCAAUCCGCCCCAGCUACCAGUAUCCGAGGCACAUCUUGUCGAUGUCGUUUUUUUGCAGGUCCUUCGUCGACUGAGCGACUUUGGGGGUGACAAAGGCCUUAUGGCAAAUGACUGGACGGCAAGCAUUGACAUAGAGAAUUGUCAAAUGCCACGAUUGCGACUCCAAGGCCAUCGUCAAGGCCAUAACACAAUAGUAUUACAUGAAGGCAUUCUCCUGCCACUGCUUCAACACGACCAGGCAGCGCAGCAUAAAGAUGCAAACUAUUCUAUCCACAUUGAACUUAAAGACUACACAGGUGAGAAUACUUUGGUGGGCGGUGGAGUCCUCCGCUAUAAUUCGCAGAUUCUGUUUAGCAUGGGUGACCUUGCAGCUGAAGGGUCGGGCAACCAUGCAGUGCUGGAGGUUGAGCUACGUAAGGUGCAUCGUGAAAGCUUUGAGAAGAGGAAUAAUUGGGGUUUAAAGGACCAAAUGAAUUAUGCAGCAACUUUGGGCUAUGCUUUUGGACUUGAGCUUGAGCAGCUUCUAUAG